Molecule: messenger RNA, 1909 nt
Organism: Homalodisca vitripennis (glassy-winged sharpshooter)
Lineage: Eukaryota; Metazoa; Arthropoda; Insecta; Hemiptera; Cicadellidae
Exons: 2
Coding region: 236-1645 (469 amino acids)
Molecular function (GO): protein binding
Source: RefSeq, a predicted model, not a curated record
GUUUACCUUAUUUCUCAUCCGUUAUUUUGUUGUUUUUUAUGUAUUAAUUAAUUAUUACGUUAAAUAUUGUGAAGGGAGAUUUUGGUGUCAUUAUCAUUAAAGAUAUUAAUUGAUGUGCAUUGAGUGAUACAGUUCUAGAAUUGUUCAUAAUUUACAACUAAAAUGAUUAAAAUCAUUUCUGAAGUGCUCAGGCUUGUCAUACUUCAAUUUUCUUGAAGAAUUAAAUAGGUCAACAAUGGAUCCCACAGAUUUGCCUGAAGAGGUGGCUGAACGGAUUUUCAUCCUUCUGCCAGUGGAGGAUGUACUGUCUUGUUGCCUUGUCAAUUCCCGUUGGAGAGAUUCCGUCAACAAAAAUAUAAUCUGGAAACGCCAUUGCAAUCCUAACCUCCAUUUAGAAAGCAUGCCAAAUUUAGUGAAGCCAGCAUUCGAAGUUCCUAAAAGUGAUUGUGAAGAUUUGAGUCCUAUAUGUAAAUAUAGACUUAGUUACAUGCGAGAGAUCCACCUGAGGAACAACUUUCGGCAUAAACACUGUGUAGAAUAUAAAUUCUCUAGAGGCCAUAUUGAAAAGACUGAGUUCCUAGACAAGUAUCUCCUUCUCAACGACUCUUACAGAAAUAUGUUUCACGUUUGGGACAUUCAUGGAAGCCCCAUUCUAAUUCAGUCGGUACCCUAUUUACUUCAACAAAUGUGUACAGAAACAUUCCAAACUAUUGGAGAUUGCCUUUUAAUUGUUCAGUGCAAUCUGCUACAGGUCUAUUUUGUUGUUGAUGGUAUGUUUACGCUAAAACUUUGUAGGAUAUUUGACAAGGAGGAGGAGUUCUCGCACACGAUCCCAGCCAGUGACAUGAUGACCUCUUGGUACACUUCCAACAUAGGGUUGUAUCCGUGUGACUUCACCAGCAUCAAUGAAACUGUGGGUAAAUAUUUCAUUGGAAUCGUGGAGCCUUUCCGGUUGAAAGAGUCAGUGAUGCACAUAUGGGACUUUGAGUCCGGGAAGAAACUUAAGGAAGACCGUAUUCCUGGAGUGGAAGAAUCCAUAGAGAACAUAUGCUGUGGGAAAAAUUCAGAAUACCUGUAUAUCGCCUUAUAUCUCCACAUGUUUGAACAAUCUUCUAGUGAUGCCAGGUGUAAAAUUUUCUGCUACAACCUAAAAACUUUGCAGUACACUCAGUUCUAUGUAGAAUCAAAACAUUCGAUCCCAUUCAUGUUGUUUGAAGAGAAGGUUGUAAUUCUUCCCUGUAACCAAUGGGAGAACAGCGGAAGCUAUUUGUUCUUGGAUUCGAAGACUGGCAAGAAAAUAGUGGAGAAGAAGUUUGAUUAUCCCAUGAACCCUAAGGCCUUGGACGUUUACAAGUCCCAGUUGGUGUUCGGCAGCAGCCACACUGUGACGGUAGUAGACCUGGAUAGUCAAGAGGAGAUCACUGUGUUGCCAGUGGACUUUGAGGUGAUGGAAGUCUACUUGCUGGACUCUGAUAUCCUCCUGGUGGGUGGAGUGGACUACCGCUUUGUGGUGGAAGUGUGGGACAUCAAGAGACACUAUCGGCUAUAUACACUGAAAGAGAAAGCAAUAUUGCUCAGUGGCAGAUCUCUGCCACGGCUGUGUCUUCAAGGGAUGUACAACAUUCAUGUCCUUCAAUUUUGGUAGUUUUUUGUACCUAAAUUAAACUACUGUACUAAAGUUGGUACUUUGUUCAAAUAAAUAUUUGUUCAAUAAACUUCAACUCUUUUAUUAAAAUAAAGUUAUUGUUGCACCAAAAACAAAGCAAGAAUCUUUUUGAAGCAUUUCUAAAAUUCAGUCUUUAAUUUAAAGUUAAAACUAAAAGGAAACAAUGUGAUUUAGUAGUUUGUAUGGUUUUUAGACAAUAAAACUGUUUUAAAUUUAUUCUAAUAAAGAUUAUUGAGUUAUUUC